CUUUUUAAGGGCCUGUGAGGUUCUACUUUACCGCGACUACGUUUCUACGCAAACAUCAACGCCUGUUAUUGUAUUGCUUUCACAACGUUGAGAUUCUGGCAAGAUGUCAUCGAUAGCCAGCUUGAUGCUCACCACUUUGGGUAAGUAAGUUCUACUCUCUGUUCGCCGCCAAGCCUGUAGUGCAGUUUCGUAUUUUGACAAACCAGGAAUGCACUCGAGACUCAUGAAGACCCUGCUUGCGUAUGAAUAUUUCACCCAGGUGAAGCAAGGCGGAGUAUUCUUCGAUCAAAAUUAUUGCUGAGACGUCGGGUAAAAUUUCCGCACAGCCCCAUACUACAUUAUGCAUUCAGUUCUUGGAUAGAGAAAUCAAAGACAAAAACAAUAGAUUGCCAUUGGGAAAACAGAUUUGUUUUGCAAUAGUAUGGGGCUGUGCGGAAAUUUUACCGCACAGCCCCAUACAACAUUAUGCAUUCAGUUCUUGGAUAGAGAAAACAAAGACAAAAAAAAUAGAUUGCCAUUAGGAAAACAGAUUUGUUUUACAAUAGUAUGGGGCUGUGCGGAAAUUUUACCAGACGUCGUAACCCUUGAACGCUGUGAACUUUCUCGUUUUGUAAAUGGCCACUCGCAGAUGAAAGCCUCAUAUCAUCCGUUUGUUUUCACAGGGUAAAAUACAAAUGAUUUAGAUAUUGUCGUUUAUUAAGUGAAGUGCUCUGAAGGAAAUUGUCGAUAUCGAUGUGAAUAUGCUAUCAAAACCACCUCACAUGUUUUGUUGCGUUAGAUGCGAAGACGAACCUCUAAUUAACAUUUUCAUGUAGAGAGCAUUUGUGAAUGCAGAAAUAUGUGUGUAAAGCCAAAUUGAAAAUAUCUGUUAUGUGCUUUAUUGUAAAAUAGAACCAAAUAGAGAAUUCCACCUAAUCUGCAUAAUUUUACACCUCACAAAUAGUCAGGUUUUCCUUCCGUAAGAUGAAGUUGUAAGAGGACAAUGAUGUUCAGUGCUUGCUGAAGUCCACUCGUUUAUGCAAAUAAUGCUUAUUAUUGUUUUUUUAGAGGGCACGGUAACGAAUCCUGCAAUCUGAUUGGUUCUUUACCUGGUCAGUAUUUCCCUAUCUCUGCCCACAGGCCACGGUAACGCUUUCAUGAGUUGCCGAGUACAUCCCAACUUUCGUUGUCAUUUUUUCAUAAAUAUACCUCGUUUUCUGGCUGGGCAGUAUUUUUAAGCAAACACGUCGGUCACUACCUCAAGCCGAUAAAGAACUUAUGAAUCCUCUCUUUUCUCUCUAUCAAAUCACUUUGGUUGACAGAAAAAUAUUGGUUUCAGAAUUAAUUUGAAUAAAAAAAUAGUGUCAUUACGUUGGUUGACAAGCGGCCUGAAAACCAUCUGCAAUUAAUUUUAAUUGUUCACAAAAAGUACCCAGAAAGUUGAAACAUGAGGUAUUUGGUUACAGUUAAACUGAACGAUGGAACUUUCAUUCAAUUAAUAUCUGAAUUUUCUUGAGCAAUUUGUUCAUAGUAAUAAAAAGCGAGCGAAGUUUUAAUUUAAGUUCUAUAGCAAAUAUACGCUCCUGGUGAGUCUUUCCAAUUCCGUUCAAUUUGGACAUUUGUACCUUAAAUUGCACAACAGAAAUUGAAGGAAUUGAGAAAAGGCUGCAUUAAAUUCCCUUGUGUCUCGUUGGAGUGUGCCAUUCGAAUUUAGUUUUUGUGAAGGAAAGAUCAGAGUUAAACACGCCAUUACAGCAAACAAACAAGCAAACUCUCACAACUUCAAAAUAAAAAAUUGAAUUUACUCACAAUUACUUUCCUCGCCGUUUACUUAAUGAACAGAGGUAAAUCUUUGUAUAUGAAUGAAUGGUUGAUGAGAGUAAAUAAUACUUUCCGUUAGAUCAUUAACUGAUUUUUAAGAAAACAUUGUCGUGACAGUCCUUGCCAAACUAGUUCUGUUGGUUUUCAAAUGUUCCUACGAUUUUUUUUUCUUGCGCUCUCUCUAAUUGACAGGUGUCAUAUUGUGACAGAUACUUGUAAAAAUAAUGUUUCAAAGUUUGUUUGGAAGCCUUUUAAAUCACCUUUAUCAUAACGGAAAUGAAAAUGUUUCGCUGAGGCAUCUCUCUUAAAUUUGCAUCACCUCUAUUUUAACUACCAUUUACUCACUCAAAAAUUGUUCAGUUUAUGGAAGAUCUUGCCGUAUUUACGGCCAUAAGUCAUUCGGGUUCUUUCGGAAAGAAUUUUGUCAGGUUUAAAAACAAUAAAUAUGUUAUUUACCGGCUAAGGGUCGGUCCGUAUGGUGAAAAACUGUGACUUCGGUCUUGAAAAUGCUGCCUUAAAUUCUUAUGCGCUCUCUAAUUGACAGGUGUCAGAUUGUGACAGAUACUUGUAAAAAUAUUGUUUCAAACUUUGUUUGGAAGCCUUUAAAAUCACCUUUAUCAUUACGCAAGUGAAAAUGUUUCAGUGAAGCAUCUCUCUUUAAUUUGUAUCACCUCUACUUUAACUACCAUUUACUUGCUCAAAAUUUGUUCAGUUUAUGGAAGAUCUUGCCGUAUUUAUAGCCCUAAAUCAUUUGGGUUCUUUCAGAGUGUAUUUCGUUAAGUUUAAAAAAAAAAUAUGUUAUUUACCAGUUAAGGGUUGGUCCAUAUGGUGAAAUACUGUGACCUCGGCCUUGAAAAUGAAAGACCUCGGUCACAGUUUUUCACUAUACAGACCUCACAGCCGGCAAAUAACAUAUAUGUAUUUAGUUCAUCGCUGUCAUCAAAUCUUUGUUGCGCAGUAUUGAUUUCGUUUUAGUCACAAGAUGAUUUGACCAACAAUUGCAAUAGCACCAGAAAAACUUAGAUUACAGCUAAUUAGAUCACAGGCAUAAUUCUUUGUGGAAAGUGUUCAAUGUGGACAAUGUACUUAUGUGAAUUUGAGUCUUAAUUGAUCAGUACCCAGAUUUAACACUUGAAUUCAGGUUCUUGAUUUAUCUAUGAUGAUUCAUAUAAUGAUGUGGUUGUUUUCUUUGUAUCAUAACUAAUUAUAUCAAGAUUUAAGCAAUGCAGAGAACAUGUUAUGAUUGAAAUUUGUGUCUGCAUCAUCGCUAUGAUGUCAGCUCUCAUGUUAAAGUCAUUUGUCUAUUUCUGAUAAGGAAAUAAAAUUGUAUGAAUCAUAGUCAUUAUUAUAUCUCUCAGUCAGUAUGUGCACUAUGAUUGGUCAAUUUAGUGUGAUAUUUCACUUUAUUUUUUUGUCAGAGGGUACAGUAAUGAAUCUUGCAAUCUGAUUGGUUCUUAGCACACACAGUAUUUUCCUAUCUCUGCCCAUGGGCAAUGGUAAAGCUUUCAUGGAUCGCGGAGUGCGUCCCUACUUUCACUGCCAUUUUUCAUAAAAAUAUCUCAUUCUUCCAGCUGGGCAGUAUUUUUAAGCAAAGAUGUUGGUCACUACCUCAAGCCAAUAAAUAACUUAUUAAUCUUCUCUUUUCUCCCUCUCAAAUCACUUUGGUUAGCAGAAAAACAUUGGUUUCAAAAUGAAUGUGUAUAAGCAAAAGUGUCAUUAAAUUAGUUGACAAGUGGCCUAAAACCUGUCUGUAAUUAAUUUUAAUCCUUCACAAAAAGUACCUGGAAAGUUAAAACGCGAGGAAUUUGGUUACAAUUGGAUUAAUAUAUGGAACUUUCAUUCAUUUAGUAUCUGAAUUCUCUCAAACAAUUUGUCCAUAGAUAAAAGGUGAGCGAAGUUUUAAGUUCCUCUACAGAGACACUUUCAGUGGGUCUUUCCAAGUCUGUUCAAUUUAGACAUUUAGGAAUUCAAUGAGAAAAAGCCGCAUUAAAUCCCCUUGUGUCUAAUUGAUGUGUCCCAUUCGAAUUUUGUUUUUUCGGAGAAAAGACCAGAUUUACACGCGCCAUUGCAGUAAACAAACAAGCAAACUUUCACAACUUCAAAAUCAAAAUUUGAAUUUACUUACAAUUAAUUUCCCUGCCAUUUACUUACUGAACAGAAGUAAAUCUUUGUACAUUAAUCAAUGAUGAGAGUGAAUAAUGCUCUCUGUAAGAUCAUUGACUGCUUUUGAAGAAAACAUUGUUGUGACAGUCCUUGCCAAACUUUCAUUGUUUCAAAGUUUGCUGGAAGCCUUUUAAAUCACCUUUAUCCAUACGUAAAUGAAAAUGUUUCAGUGAAGCAUCUCUCUUUAAUUUAAAUUACCUCUAUUUUAACUACCAUUUGCUUGCUCAAAAAUUGUUAAGUUAAUGAUAGAUCUUGCUGUAAUUACAGCCUGAACUCGUUCAGGUUCCAUUUUGUGAAGAAUUUAAUUAGGUUUAAGGAAAAAAAAUAAAAAUGUCAUUUGCCAUCCUAGGUCAGUCCGUAUUGGGAAAAACUGUGCCCUCUGUCUUGGGUACAGUUUUUCCCACUAUGGACCUCCCGGUUGGUGAAUAUCAUAUAUGUACAGCCUGCUACGUUUAAUGGGUUGUUUGAAUUGAAAUCUUCACUGUUUAUGUGAACCCAGAAAUAUUAUAAAUAUUUUAUGUAUCUCAUUUUCUUGGUCCCUGCUGUAAGUUACCGAACCUCCCUUCUUUUUUGGCUUUAUGGCCUGGGUGCUUUGUACUUGGGCCUUAAAUCUAAGAGGACAAAAACUUGGUCAGUUACUUGCAGAAUGGACCUUGAACUGGGCAGGUUAGAGGGUUGGAUGUUUAUAGUUUGUGAACCUUAACCAUGUUGAUUUGGACUGCCACUCGUGUGUCAGAAAACAGAUAAUGGUACUUUUUUUACCCCAAAAUAAGGUUACCUGUAACUUCAGCAGGGACUGUAAGAUCUUUUAUGGCAUUAUGAGAAAUUCUAUGAUGUUGUCUUUAACUUGGCCACAGAUUUCUGCUGACAUUUUUCCUGCUCUGCAAAGACUCAGUUAUUGUCAUAAUUUUAAAAUAUAGAAUGCAGGUCACCUUGACAAUUUACGAGGAUAUCACAAUUUACGCAACUGUCAAGCCUCUGACUGUAGUGAAAGCUAGCAUUUCCUCAAUAACCAUGUAGGAAUUAUAUUCAAUAAGGAUGCCUACUACAAGAGUUGAUGAGAACCUCAGAAUCGUCUUUGGAAUCUUAAUGGUAAAUAUCAUUGACCUGAUUAAUGCUUCUUACAUUAUUUGAAAACUAACUGGCUAAAAUUUUGUUUCAAAUUGUGGAAAAUGUGACCGAAAGUCCAUUACUUUGAUAAACUCUACUUUUUGAUUUCAGAUUAGAUACACUAGUCAAUGAUAAAAUAUUUAGGAAAUUGUUCAGCUGUUAAUUAGAAGUCCAAUUUAGUCAGUGUUCACAAGCAAUUAAACAUAAUAAGACAGUGGUGUGGUCAAAAUUUAAUACAUGUAUGUCAUGAAGAACAUUAAUUCUGUGAUUUAAAACUGUAAAAAAAAAAUGCAAAAAGAUAUUGUAAUUAGCUAUCAAUCUUUCUGAUAGAUAAGAAUGAAGGCAUAACAGGUAUUACUUUAAAAAAAUUUUGCUUUACAAAUUUUCCUCAAUAAGGUGUCCCCUAAUAAUUUUGCAAUGACAGUGUCAAUGGAAAAGGUGCUGAUUUUUCACAUGACAGGCACUUGUAGCCAUAAACCAGUACUUGAAGCAAGUAAGUAAUUUUCCUCUUUAAAGAAAAACUCUCAGACUGAGUUUUGCAAUUUUAUUAUGAUGGAUACUGAACAAGGACACUUUGAAACAAAAAUUGUACUACUACAACUAUUGUGUAUAAGUUGCUUAGGGUUAGGGUUGUACACGUAUGGUAAGCUACUGUAUUUAUUUGCCUACAAGCUGAGUGAUCUUUGCAUGAAAAUCAACUGAGAACUAGUCAAACUCAAAGAAGAAAAGAGUAGUUGGGCUUAUAGCCAAGUAUUUCUGUCAAAAAAAAAAUUGUCUAUGAGAGAAUAUGGUAAAUUAAAUAUAUAUUCAGUCAUUAGCCACAUGAUCAUCAACAAACACAAAUUACUAGUCUUACCCAAAAUCAUUGUUGGUCAAUGAUUUAUAUAUUUAGGUGGUGGCUCCUAAAGGAGCUGGUUUAUCUUUGUGUAUGUCAUCUUAGGAAUCAUCUUUGCAAAGGUAUGCUGCAUCUUUUGAACUACUCUGCUACCUUUGCUUAACUGGAAGAAUCUAUUAUGAAGAAAUACACUCCUCGUUGCUUGACACAAUUUUAAUUAUCUUACAACGAUGAAGGAGUCCUACAAUACAAAUAACAACCGAACUAUACUAAAAUACAGUCCUUAUAAGCUCACAAGAAAAACGAUGCAUAUACCUAGAGAUGAUAUGCAAUGUAAGAUGGCUAACUUACAAUAAUAAAGCGGUAGGUAGAGUUCCGAUCCAACGUAGAUAGAGAAAUACACAUUUCCUCAAACGUUACAAGAACCUAAACACAAAAUGUCUGACUCCCUUGAGCCGGUCAGUGGUUGUGAUAGUUCCUAGGCCCUAGCGGCCUGGUCAAGUCUCUUCACAUUAAGGGUCUGAACACACUGGGCUUUCAAAAUUUGUUUUGAUCCACCAAAAAUCUCACCAAAAUUUGAAAAGCAAGAUCAAAUUUCCUCGAUUGUGGCAUUCUUUCAAAUCAUGGCUUGUAAAUUGGAAAAUCUGCCAUAUUUCACACCUGAAAAAAAUUUGUCCUACUCUAAGACAGGAUGAUGAUGCCUUUGGAGAUUGGUAAGGCUCAACAAAAUUUGGUAGGAUAAAAAAUCAGUGGGUCCACAAGAAUCUCACUGAACUGAUGACAGAUUUUUCACAAAAUAAACAAAAAUUUGCCUAUUGCACCAGGGCCCUUAUUUUUAACAUCCCAGAAGUACCAAACUCAUCAACCACUCAAUUUCAAACAGCUAGUGAAAUUGUAGUUAAUACAUUUGGAUGUCUUCAGCAUUUCAUGUAAUUAUUCUGUUAUUCUAAAAACAUUGUACACAAUCUGUACGUGGUAAAGAGGUAGACAUCAGCAUCUUCAGUUGUUAGGUAACUGUCAUGUGAUAAGCAAUUGGUUUUAUGAUUGAUAACUUGCAUUGUUUUCAAAAAUUAACUCGUAUAUCUACUGAGUAAGUUUAGUCUGAUAUUGAAGAAAUGUAAAAUGGUUUCCGUGUUUACAAAGCCUGAUGUAAACACGUGGGAGGUUGGGAGAACACUCGAUAAGCAUAGGAAACCAUGACGCGAAGCGGAGGAAACCAUGACGCGUAGUGGAGUGGUUUCCAGCUUAUCAAGUGUUCUCCCAACCUCCCAAGUGUUUACAUCAGGCUAUGUAAGCAUGGAAACCACUUUACAUUUCUUUUAUAAAAUAACUAAUGAAAGAGGAAUGAAAGCCAUGUUUACAUAUGCUCAUGUGAAAUGGUUUUAUGGCCAAUCAGAGCAUGCAUACUAUUUGAAUUAUUUUAUAAAAUUAUAUUAUGCACAUAUUUUGUAAUUCAAGUGUCUGUUCAAUUUUUUACAUCUAUGUAAUUUAGAAAGGUCAAAAGUGUAUUUAGCAUAAGAAAUCACAAAAUAUCAAAGGGAAUUGUGUUACAAUGCUAACAAAGUUGCAAAUGUAGAGUACAUCCAUGUUCAUGUAGGUUUGUCACUUGUAUAAUCUAAUAUAUAGCUUCUGAAAAAUUAUAGAUGCUGUUAGAGGGUUUUGUCUUGAUUUCAUUCCAAUUCUGUCAAUAUCCAAUGUGAAUCCCCAUACCUAACAAAUUAAAUGAAGAAAGAGGUGAAACUACCAUGGCAAGCUGCAUCUUAUUUUCUCAUUCAUUUUCUGUGAUCAUGUGGUAGUUGUAAGCAACUCAAAAUUCAUCUUUUUCUUACAACUAAAUGUAGUCACAAAAGCUUCACUGACAAUUAUGUCAUCAUAUGAUUCCAGUGCUGUACCCACUUGAAUCAUUUGAUGAUUCAGAGAGAAAUGUGUUAGGUGCUGACAAUCAAUCAUCAUAUGCCUCCGUCAAUGAUGUUUUUUUGCUCACAUAAAAUUAUUCCUGUGUUGAUCUUUGUGAUUAAUGUUAUUGUUUUGGUUUGUGUUGAAGUAGGCUUGGCCAAAAUUUAGGUCAUCUUGAAUUUUUACCCUGUAGGUUCUAAAUAGUUGUUACUUAACUUAAAAUUUUUCUACUUGGAGCAAAUUAUAGGUUCUUCCACUUACCUAUUAGUAAUAAUUAUAGGACUGAGUGGAAUGCAUGUCAACAGUGGGUGCAUAGGACAGUUAGUGUCUAAUUACUGAGGCAUAACAUGUACACUGUUAAAUUAGUGCUCAAAUCAGGCUGGUGAUAUUCAUGUACAAGAAUUUUAGUUUUCAAUUGUGCAUGUUACUGCAACACAGAUGAUGGAUGCAAAUUAUGCAUUUCUUACUUAUUUAGGAUGAAGUUUGUAUGCGUCUACAAAUUUUCUCACCUAAGUCCUGUGUGGCGCUUUUGCAAGUUGCGAUCUAAAGAACUUAACAAGGAGCAAGACUAUUGUGGUCAGGGUGUGCAUGCUUGUUGUCCAAAAUGCAAACAUGCAUAGAAAAGAAUGCAUGUUAGUUUGUGCACUCUGACCUACUAAUGGUCAUAAAACUAUCUGUUUGGGUGCACUUUGUUUUUGAUUGAAUCCUAUGAAGGGUGCAGGUGCUCUCAUGUUUUCAUGCUUUUCAUUAAGUUCUAUAUUAGAAUUACCUUUAUUAGAACAUUUCAUGACUGGGACAAUUUUUAAUUUGUAUUUCAAAUAUUUUCAGUUUUUCUCAGCAUCAAGCAUCAAGUUGUCCAAGGUAAGUUCUUGUUUGAAUUUGAUUACUUUGUGUUGUGAGUGAGGUGAUAUAUGAGAAAACAGUUUAAGAUUGACCCAGUUUCAACGAAUAUUGUCAGUGAAGUUUGACACCAUCUGCAAGACUGGUUCAAGCAAGAUACACUUAAUACUAACCUGUUUACUUGUCAGUGUCAUAUAAUAAUAACUUUACUUCUGUUGCAAUAAAUAUUAGUGACCCACUAAUUAAAGGACACCUAUUUAAGGACUGAAACAAAACUGAAAAAUAGGUAAAUGAAUUCGUGGUACGUUUCUAAAGAAACUGGUGAUGCAUUGGUGGGAGAGUAUAACAGGGUAAUUUAGUGUUAUCAACUGAGUUGAAAACAUAAAUUGGCCAUGGUAAAGAGUUUAAAGGCUGAUGUUUUGAGCAUUAGCCCUUUGUCUAUCACUCUGAUGAAGGGCUAAGGCUUGAAACAUCAGCCUUUAAACUCUUUACGUUGGCCAAUUUACGUUUUAAUAAAUUCACAUAGACGUAUUAUUUGUAACUCGUUUAUUGUAUCUAUUGAAGUAAGGUGUGGAUCACUAAUCUUAAAUGUACAUGAAAUAUGAGAAAAUCAAUCAAUCAAAAUGUCACUGUACAAACAAAAGCGAAUAGUGUCAGGUUUCAAUGUGUCAUAAUUCUCGCAUGUCCUUGAGCAAACGUAAAUGUUUUCAUCAUACAUUUUCAACCUAGUUGAUAACACCGAAAAUAGGCAGUUAAGACUGCAUAUGGCUACUGAUAUAGCACAAUUUUGUAUUGCAUUGAAAAGAAUUAGAGGUUGUUUGAUAAUGCCAUAAGGAAGCUUUCCUAAGGAUUUGUCUUGCAUGCAAAACAGAAAACCUGCCACAUCCCACAUACUUAUGAGAGCCCUUUUCAACAGGAGAAAGAUGAUUCAAGAAUAUAGUGAAUAAUUGACACUCUACCACUUAUUAAAUGAUAAAAAAAAUCAUCCUAAUAAUAACAAUAAAAAUGAUGAUGAUAACAAAAGUAAUAGUAAUGAUAACUUAUAGGGUUAGCUCUAGAACCUCACUGUUUCUCUGUCAGUUUAUCACUAGACUCCAGUAAUGAUUAAACUAGACUUCUUUUAAUUUUGAUAUGCCUGUUAACUAUAAAUCAUUUUCUAAUUUCAUUGCAAUUCCACCAUUUAACCAUUCCAACAUUCAACCAUUCCAACAUUCAACCAUUCCAACAUUCAACCAUUCCAACAUUUAACCAUUCCACCAUUCAACUAUUCCACCAUUCUCCCAUUCCACCAUUCAGCCAUUCUACCAUUCAACCAUUCCACCAUUCCACCAUUCUCCCGUUCCACCAUUCCACCAUUCCACCAUUCCACCAUUCCACCAUUCCAUCAUUCAACCAUUCCACCAUUCAACCAUUCUCCCAUUCCACCAUUCUCUCAUUCCACCAUUCAACCAUUCUCUCAUUCCACCAUUCAACCAUUCUCUCAUUCCACCAUUCUCUCAUUCCACCAUUCUCUCAUUCCACCAUUCUCUCAUUCCACCAUUCAACCAUUCAACCAUUCAAACAUUCCAUCAUUGCACCAUUGCACCAUUCCACCAAUACACCAUUCCACCAUUCCACCAUUCCACCAUUCCACCAUUCAACAAUUCAAACAUUCCAUCAUUGCAUCAUUCCACCAUUCAACCAUUCCACCAUUCAACCAUUCCACCAUUCAACCAUUCCACCAUUCAACCAUUCCACCAUUCAACCAUUCCACCAUUCAACCAUUCAACCAUUCAACCAUUCAACCAUUCUCCCAUUCCACCUUUCUCCCAUUCCACCAUUCUCCCAUUCUCCCAUUCCACCAUUCUCCCAUUCCACCAUUCUCCCAUUCCACCAUUCUCCCAUUCCACCAUUCUCCCAUUCCACCAUUCUCCCAUUCCACCAUUCUCCCAUUCCACCACUCUCCCAUUCCACUACUCUCCCAUUCCACCAUUCAACCAUUCCACUAUUCUUCCAUUCCACCUUUCAACCAUUCCACUAUUCUUCCAUUCCACCUUUCAACCAUUCCACUAUUCUUCCAUUCCACCUUUCAACCAUUCCACUAUUCUUCCAUUCCACUAUUCUUCUAUUCCACCAUUCCACCUUUCCACCCAUCCAACCAUUCAACCAUUCCACCAUUCAACCAUUCCACUAUUCAACCAUUCCACCAUUCCACCAUCCUCUCAUUCCACCAUUCAACCAUUCCACCAUUCAACCAUUCCACCAUUCAACCAUUCCACCAUCCUCUCAUUCCACCAUUCAACUAUUCCACUAUUCAAACACUCUUCCAUUCAGCCAUUCAACCAUUCCACCAUUCUCACAUUCCACCAUUUGCCCAUUCCACCGUUGUACCAUUCCACUAUUCGCCCAUUUCUCCCAUUCCACCAUUCUACCAUUCCACCAUUCUCCCAUUCCACCAUUCUCCCAUUCCACCAAUCCUCCAUUCCACCAUUCUCCCAUUCCACCAUUCUUCCAUUCCACCAUUCUCCCAUUCCACCAUUCUCUCCCAUUCCACCAUUCUCCCAUUCCACCAUUCUCCCAUUCCACCAUUCUCCCACUCCACCAUUUUCUCAUUGCACCAUUCUGUCAUUUCGCCAUUCUGUCAUUCCAUUAAAUAGCGUCACCUUGUUCAACUCAACGUAUCGUAUUUCAGACCUUUGAGCAUUUGUCGUUGAUUGAAUUGGUAAAUUGAUCUCUUUUCGAAUAAAAUUCUUCAAAGUUUCCACGAUGUGCAGAUCAAACCUAUUUAGAUAUGUUUGCAAGGAAAAAGUGCUUUUUUUCAAUUACGCACCGGAGACGCUUUUGUGAAAUUAUUUUGAAAUGUUUAUAAUCUAGUGCAGUGUCACGGUUAGAACUGAAAAAGUUAUAUCUUCGGAUAUACUGGGAAUAAUUCGCUGAUUCAAACGGUAAAAUGCUCUCUCUUCAGAGAAAACUUUUCCCUAUAAAUUUUCUAGAUACGCGGAUCACUUCUUUAAAGACUUUUCUAAAGAUGCGAACAGGCUCUCUGAGGGAGUCCACUUAGACUUUCGAAUCUGAAUUGUUUCGAAAGUGUCUUUGUUCGAAGUGUUAGAAUCAUCCUCUUUGUCAUGAAAAAAGGCUUUCAACUGAACGCGUUGAAAGAAUUUUUCAACGUCUUGCCUUACUGCAGUACUCGGAAAGAAUUAAAUACAAGAUAGCGAUGUAUCUUAAGUAGCUGGCUACGCGGUACACGGAAACAGUCAAUUCAAGAUGGCGAUGUAUCUUAAGUAGCUGGAAAAUUUCUUGCGACACUCGCUACUGAUAAAUUUUGUGCCUAUAAUUUGCGCGUUUUUAUAUAGAACGAGGUUUACACAAAAUGAAUAAAGGGGUAAGUUUCUAAAGAAACUGUGGUGCUGCGUCGGUGGGAGAGUAUAGCAGGUAAUUUAGCAAUACGACGAAUCGCUCUGGCGAAGGGCUAACGCUCGAAACGUCAGCUUUUUUACCCUUUACGGCGGCUUAUUUACGUUUUCAACUCAGUUGUUAACACUCAAUUACCUGCUUUACACAAAAUGGCCAAAUAUUGAGGUGCUACUUUUUUUUUUAACACCAGAAAUAAAAAUCACUAAUAUGGUUUAAAAUGUAAGUGUUUAGGCUGUGGAAUCACUUACUCAUUGACGCUGAAAGAGCGAGGAAUACACGAUAAUCUGUCUUGAAUUAUUUAUUCAUCACGGCGUACAAAUAAAUAUCAGAAGGUGGAAUUACUUAAAGACGUUGAAAAAUUCCUUCGCCGCGUUCAGUUAAAGCCUUUUUUCAUGACAAAGAGGAUGAUUCUAACACCUUGAACACAGAUACUCUCGAAACACUUCAUAUUCGGAAGUCUAAAUGGACUCCCCUAAAGGGCCAGUUUAACAUGCAAUAAGUUAGACAUUGGUGAAAAAGGAAGACAACUAGGUAACCAAUUCUGAGAACACCUUCGCGACGUAGAAGGAAAAGAUAAGGAAGCAUCCAAACCAGGCGCAAGACGCUUUAAUGUCCCUAAUCACUCUAAACAACAUAUGACAGAUUGCGGCCUUUCCUUAGAUCUAGGCAGUUCGCUAGUGUUUACUACAAACAUACAGAUUCACAUAGUUACCUGUUGUAUUCAUCUUCGCAUUAAUCACACCUCAAGAAUUCCAUACCUAAAAUAUAUUAAAUUCACACGGCAACCAGGUGGACAAUCAGACAUGGUUUGAUACUACUCUGGUUUACAGAUUUAAUGAAUGUAACCGAAGAAGUUACAAUUCAUAGACCCAACGUUUCGACGCUCCUGUCCAGUGCCUUCAUCAGGGGUGAUCUAAACGCUGCAACAAGAGGUCCUUUUAUAUGAUCGCUAAUUUUUUCGCAGUUUCUCAGACUUCGUCGUUUAUGUAGUGACGACUCUGAUUUUUUCGAAAAAUCAGAGGCAAUGUACUAGUUUUUCGAUAAACAUGACUAUCCUGUUUAUGGUUAUCAUUCAACUAAUUUGUUCUUGUUUUCUCGUCACUAUAUUCCCACUAAUAGCGUAGCUCCGUUUUCUGCAUAUAAAUCCCCGCAGAACCCACAAUUUCGUCAAUCGCUCUGACGAAGGGCUAACGCUCGAAACGUCAGCCUUUAACUCUUUACGGUGACCAAUUUACGUUUUCAGGCUUCGUUGUGAACAAAAAGGUCGUUCGUAUUCCAUUGUUACCCUCACUCACUCAACAGAACAGCAUUAUGGCUUUGCCUCCAUAGGAGGCAGUAGUCAUAAAAAGAGUAAUUCUAAUAAAUCAAUUAAAAUUGGAACAAAUUUCUAUCGCAUAAAAUCCUAUAAUACGUAAAUAUAUCCAAUUAUAGCAUAUAUAUAAAAACCAAGAGUUGCACGAAGCGCAAUUUUUGCAGUCAGUAAUAGCUAUAUCUUGUUUUCUGAUUAAUUUCUUAAACAUUUGGACAAAAGUGGUGACCCCAGAUACCUCACCGAAUCCUUCCCAAAAUGCGUACUGUUUACUCAAGGGAUUACAAUGUCCUUCGUUCUCAGGUUGUAGAUAGUACUAUCGUAAAAAAUAAUAAUAAUCUGAUGUUUCAAUCUGGGUACAGGUAGCUUUUACCUUUAAACUUAGAUAUUGCCAUAUCUUGUGGUCUCCUGUUAUGUUAAGUUGGUAAUUUAGUCCUUCCCAGGAGUGCCUCAUGAGAUGACUUACUAUCACCGACAAUCAAUGGCCCUGAUGUAUAGCUUGCUGUUACAAGUUGCAGGUAAACUACUGUAACAAAACUGAAUCGAUUUGGGUUUUUUUUUUAGCGUCAGCUUGUGACGGUGGAGUGCAAAGAGUGUAUGCAGAAUACAGUAGAAAUGACUCCAUUUUCAGUCCUGGAUACCCUUGGAGUUAUUAUGAUUCACGGUCUUGUCAGUGGCGGAUCAUUGCUUCCUCCGGUCAUAGGAUCCUCAUCUACUUUACAGUAUUCGAUUUGGAAAGUUGUGAAUCGUGUAACUGUGACAAAGUGGAAAUUUAUGAUGGACAAAACCAAUACUACAAUAUUUUGUCAAAAAGUUGUGGAAACAGUCUUCCUGACCCAGUGUAUUCUACUGGUACUGAUAUCUUCAUGAAAUUCACUUCUGACUCUAUGGUAGCAGGGAGUGGCUUUGUGGCACACUACAGAGUGCUGAAAGAUUCAUCAGGUUGGUCUUGAAUAGUUCGAUUAAAAGAGGAUCAUCAUUUUAUUCUCGUGCAUUCGUUAAUGAGAUCCGAUGCAGAUAAGGUGAAAUAAUCAAUAUAACAAAAUUUGGAAGGAAUAUGUAGGUGGACUCAAAGUUAAACUAAGUGAGAGAUUUGCAAAUAAAUCAACAGAGGUUGUUACAUAACAGCAAGAUGAACAGAAAUGUUGGAGAAGAAAGGUAACGCCUUUCCCAUGAAUUAAGAAGUAGGCCAAUUACAAUUUCAGUGCGGUAAAUUAAGUAAAACGUUUUCACAGGCAUAGCCAUACAGACCGAGAGAGAGAGAGAGAGAGAGAGAUAGCAAUGAGUGGUCAAUUAGUCAAUAUUUUCAAAUCAACAAACUCUUUUCCAAAGGUUAAUUCGACGUAAAAUAGACCUAACGAAACGAUUGAAAAUACAGGAAUGAAAUUACUAGGAAGACUUUCAAGGAAAUCAACGUGUGCCAAAGCAACCACUUAUGGUGUCAACAUAGAAAAGUAAACAUAGUUUGCUAAAAAAACAUAAACUGAACAACUGUGCUACACUGUGCUGUAUUAGUGUGAAUGUAUGUGAACAGAUGUGUUUGUCUACAUGUUGGCACUCCUGCGGGUAAGGUUUAAAUGUUACGUUGAUGUGUGCUAUAGACACUUUGUUCGUCACAAUAUUUCUGUUCAGGAGCAGAAAUGCCGAUGUAGACCUUCACAUGCAUCCCUUGUGAAAAAAUUGUCAAUUGUGGUCGAGCGAAGGUUGCUAUAACCACGAGACUUUAUCUGUUUCAGCGACAUUUUUUCGCCUUCCAUUCACAGUCUAUUUUUUUUUACGAAGACUGAUAUCAGAGAUCUUCGCGUGCAACUGGAAUCAGGAGAAGUUUAGAAAGUUCUGCGACGGAAAACAUUUCGGGAGUCAUAUAUGUAGACACCUUAUAAUUGGCUGUUCACUCAUUUCAGGUUGUCCCUCAAUCAUUCCUGGCGCCUCAGCAGGCGUAAUUUAUAGUCCCAAUUUUCCUUGGAGUUAUCCGCUCUCCAGAUCAUGUGUGUGGCGCAUUAGAGCACCUUGGGGGCAAAGGGUUCAUUUGAAGUUCAUAAAAUUCAACUUGGAGACUUCUAGUUUUUCGUGCGAAUUCGACUACGUGGAGGUGCUGGAUAAGUACAACACUCAGCUUGGAAAGUACUGCGGGUCUUAUAUUCCAUCCUCCAUCUCCUCAUCCUCCUCUUUAACUGUUAAGUUCAACUCUGAUUCCUCCAACACCUUCUCGGGAUUCCUGUUACUGUACCAAACGGGAUACAGCUUCCCAACAGGAGCGCCAGUCUGGACUACUUACAGACCUUACACCUCAACAACGGUACAAUAUCACAGUUGUAGUAGUUACAGCUCUGAAACAAGUAAGUUCAUCAGUUUUCUAUAGCUUACCGAGAGAAUAGUUGUGCAGUAAGGAGAGGUUGUCUUUAAAUUUAUUAUUCCACUACUACGUCAUUUUACCAUAUUAGGGCAAUGAAACACGCAGUAGGCCAGCUUUUACACUCUCAACGGUGGCACACUUAUCGACUCAGUUGAUAGUACCGAAUUACCUUGUUAUACUCUACGACUGACGCAGCACUACAGUUUCUUUAGAAACUUACCCCUUUAUUUAUUUGACAACUUAGACAGUCAGGAAUGAUAAAUACACAGUUUCCUUAAACAUGGUCAUUUUUAUUUCCUUGACGUUUCAUGAGCUUUUUCCUUCAAAUUAUGACACACGAGAAAUUUUAAAACAGAUUUAUAGAAUAAAUCAAAGAAUAACUAUGGCUAACUCGUUCGAAAAGUACUUAAUCUCGAGAUGAACAUGGUUGUGAACUUUUGAUUUGGUUUUGCAGCAAUGCAAGGUUGCUCUUGUCUCAAAAGCCAAGCUUCUGGAAAAUCAUAGAGAGAUCCAUAAUUAUGUUAACGAUCCAACUCUGCAGAAUGAUAAACGCAUAUAUAGUCUACAAAAUUCUUCAAAUUUAGACAUUGCAAACCAAAUCGUUCUUCGUCUGCACAAGCCAAAUUCCACCAUUUUCUAUUCGUAUGUCGACUUCGUCACGUUUCGUCUCACAGUUGCUCAAUAAAUAUUACAUAGUAAAGCAAUAAUCUUUGUUUACAGGGUUUUCUCCCGCUUGCAUCCGAUGACAAACUUUUAGGUAUUCUACCUUGGAACGAAAUUACCUCAGAAUGCAAUUUUUUUUAAAAUUUUAAUUAAACACGGUCAAUUCAUCAGCCUAAAAAAUACAUAUCCCAUACGCUAGAAUAUUUAAAACUCAAACCAUAUACUAUAACACUAAAAGCUGUUUUCCGUGAGUGCCGUGCGUUAGACUUAAAGAAUGUCAUUGAUCUUACGUUUAAAUACCCCCAGAGACUCUGUGUUCCUUAUAUCGCAUGGUAGACUGUUCCAUAAUGUGGCGCCAUUGUAGCUAAAACUUUUUCGGUAAUAAUUAGUGCGCGGUAAGGGAACAUUGAGCUUAUUUUCAGAGUCCCUGAGGUCAUAAGCAGAGUCACGCCACAUAAACUUUGAACACAGAUACUCUGGAGCUGCAUGUUAUGUGACUGCAAGUUUUUCUGACCAAUUGAAACUAAAGAUAUGUGGCAAUGAAUUCCCCAAGUUUUCUUUUAUGAGAAAAGCACACGAUUAUUGUCGUCCGCUUCUGACCGAUCCAGUCGCCAAUGUUUACAUAAGAUCACAGGCAGACCACACUAUGUGAUCGUAGUUAACCCUUUAAACCCUGAGAGUGACCAGCAUCUAAUUUCUUCUAACGCUAAUACAGCUGAAUCAUUCAUUGAGAUCACGAGAAUAAAGGAAAUGAUCGCUAACCAAAGAAGCUUUGAUUGUUAAACAAAUUCUCCUUGUAAGUACUAAAGGAAAUGUGCAGAGAAGAGUAUGAGACUAUGGAUACUGAUGUCAGGGUGUAACGGGUCAAUAAUUGUUGGCAUGACACGAACAAAAUCUAUGAGGGUUAUGAAUAAUGCUGUGGCUAAAUGCCCGGCAGUCAGAAAUUUUCGCAGAAUUUCAACUGUGAGGUUCUUUCAAACUUCUCAAGAAUAUCAGAGGUUUGUUUGGAAAGUCAAGCGAUUCCAAAAAUUAAUCUAUUGUUUCAAUGGACAAAUUCUCCGAGCUUGUGCAUCUUAUAAUAUCGCUCAGUUAUCGACACUUAAAAUUCUAUGCUUCUGAUCAGAUUGCCAAGUACGGUCUCGAGUAGACUUAAUGCUUGGCAGUUAGAAUUAAAUAUUCACCAGGAUGCCGUUGAAAGAUUUCGAAGCGUUUUACGUCGGAUAUGGCACUUUUAUCACUUCUUUUUUUAAAAAAGUUCUUUCUGGAAGACAGUAAUUCAACGUGUUCCCUUAUGCUGUAUUUUGGUUCACUUGAUGUAAAGAUUUCCGACAGUAGCUUUUCAUCUUUUACCAUAGUACCCCCAAAGGCCCUGGUACACUGGUAAAACGAGAAAACCUCCUUACAUCUAUACUCCGUGAAAAAGAGUUUUCUCGGAAUUCGGUGGAUAUUUCCGACCGUCGGGUAUUUAGUCCCGGUAGUCUGUUCAAGCGUCGACAACCAAGCGAUUUUGUGGUUGGAGCUUGGAAAAUUUGCCCACUCAAAAACAAAAUACUUCCAGAAUCACUUGGGAUAUUUGAACAAACAUUGAAUUUAAAUAAAUUUCAUUUGAGGUUUUCUACAUUGUUUCCCUCCAUGGUUACUGAAUUUGAAGCUGUUCUGACCUAGGUGACCCUUAACCUUUUGCACCCUAAAAUCAGUAUGCAUAUUCUCCAUACUUCACUUCAUAUAUUUCGUAAGGUGCUAACAAGGAGAAUUUGUUUAUCAAUCAAGAGCUUCUUUCGUUGGUAAUCAUUUCCUUCAUUCUCAUGACCUUAACGUGUGAUUCAGGGGUGAUAUUGUAGAGAGAAAUUUGAUGCUAGUCACUCCUGGAGUUUAAAGGGUUAAGAAACCAGCUUGACCUCCAAAGCGUUAUAACAUGUCUAUUUGUUUCAGUAUGGUACGUAUAAGCUUGACCACUGAAAAAAACCAAGGCAAUUCUUAGAAUCGCAUGAAAUUUCUAAACAAACAUCGAAUAUACUCAAUAGGUUUGUAUGGAGUUUUCAGUGGCAUCUUGGUGAAAACUUCUAACUGCUGGUCAUUUAAUCCAUUCGAGACCGUGCUGGGCAGUCUUACCAAGCGAUAUUCUAGAAUGCUCAAGCUCGGAGAAUUUGUCCACUAAAAAACAAAUUCAUUUUCUUAAUCGCUUGACAUUUCUAAACUAACUAGAUUAAUGGAAUUUUUUUUUUUUUUUUUUUAAGGUGUUUACGUUGAAAGCACAAGCUCGACAUCCAUCCGUUCUGAUUAUGACGACUACUUGAACACCAGGGCUCCCUAUUCAAGCUGCACAUUCAAAAUUUCUACAAAGAAGGGUUACAACCUGAAGUUUAGUCUUGAGACAAUGUAUAUGUCAGGCUGUUAUAGCUGUUCAUGUGGAUAUCUGAAAGUUAGAGAUGGAAGUUCAUCAAGUGAUCCGCUUCUCGGCGAAUACUGUGGCAGUGUAAGCUCUGGCACAGUAACAUCGACAGGAAACCAUUUAUUCGUUGUUUUUAACAGUGAUUACAGCAGUGCCCGCUUUCGCGCAACAGUCAGUUCCAUCAAAGGUAACUUUUCUUUCGAAUUUUACGCGAGCAAUGAUUUCCUUCAAAUCACCAUACUUUGAAGCAACUACUCUUCUCCCAAUUUCAUUUGUUGUUUGAUCCAGGUUCUAAUGUGAAAGUUGCGGCCAUCGUCGUGCCAAUUGUUAUCGCAGUUGUCCUGUUUUCCGUCAUCUUUGUUGUCAUAAAGUGCACUAAGAUAAAUCGUUCUGCUGGACCGGCUGGAUCAUCUCGUGUGAACGACGUUCCCCUGCAGCCCCUCUCAGAUACCAUGGUGGUACAAACGAUUGCGCCGUCUCUGUCUCCUGGUACACUGCAAGUUGAUGUUCCGCCACCUCAUUCCAUACCCCUGACAGCCCCUGUUCAACUGCCUCCCUCCACUGAUCAUUCACAGGGUUUUACUAACUUCACAGUAGAAGGAGAAUAUGUUCAAGGAUGAACAUUUCUCGGCCUAUUUCCAGGGUUCGUUGGUUUGAUGCGUGUGUAAUUUCUAUGCGGAUAAACUGGAUAUUUACUAAAUUAGUUAUUAAUGCAUUUUAUUAUCCAAUCACACAAAGUAGAAUACAAAUAACGCGCGAAUAGGGUACAAAUAUCCUGCGACAAAGUACAGUUGGUUAUUUCCUACCGUUAAAAAAAAAACCUUCUUUAACCAGUCGGCUGCUCGCGUUACGCUUCUCUUUCCGCUUUGCUUUUCUCGUCCUAUGAGAAAUGAGCAGAAACACUUGACAGAGAAAAAAAAAAGUUGGAUAAUAAAUGACUUAUUAGACGUUUUGGAAUUUAGUAUUGCGUAGUACUUUUGUAUUUUGACUCGCCCAUCGGGCUCUUCAAAAUACGGCACAACUCGUUAAAAUACUCAGCGAUACUUCAUACCAAACAUCUAAUGAGAUAUCUAAGCUAGGGGAAUAUAAAUGCAGCCGUGGCAUGGAUUUACUGGUUGUAAACGUGCCACGAGGUUAUUUUACCGUGUAUCUAGUAGGAACUUAGUGUGAAGGACCUUGAGGGUUCUUCAUAUUUUAUAUUGGAUUAGAACAAGUAGAAUGCUUGUACGUUGAUUUUAGUUCAGGUUAUGUUGACAAGUACAACUGACCGUCAAAACAGCCUCGAUGCGCGCGUAAGUGGUUAAAGAAUGUUGAGUACUGUUCUUUCAUCCCCGAGGUUGGGUGGUUAAUAGUUUAGUUCACACAUUUUAGCUUGGAAAAAUUUUGCUCUAAGCCGACAUAGAUUUUUAGCUUGUGAUAAUCAUGAUAAACCCGUUUGAGGAGUGUUAUAGGGUGCAGCAUAGUUAGUAGUUUUGUUUCAGAUUCCUUGUUUCGCACAUAUGAAAGGUCAUGAACAUGAAAUGCGUGAUGAAAUUCAUAGUUAUUACCGUUCAUAAUGAUUGCAAUAUCUUACGAAAGUUUAUCAAAACAGAUGAUUUUGCUUGAUGUACUUUUACGACUGUCGGUAUUAUCUCUUGCCAUCAUCAACUGCCUGAGUUAGAAUUUAAGCUACAUAGUGUAUUUCAUGCCGAUGAAAGAGGAGUGGUAGAACGAGGAAGAGUAGGCUACUGUUUAGUUAUUAUGAAAGUAUCAAAUUAAGUUCACAACAAUUUGUUUUAAUUAGUUUAUUUCAUAGUUGUGUGGAAGGCUUCUCUUUAAAGUAACGUAUAGUAGAGCAAAAUGCCUUUUUUAUGAAGUAGUUUCAUCUUCUAACGACCCUCUGCAAUCAGAAUUUUUGUAAUAAAUAUUAUAAAACUAGUAGUAAUCGGAGAUUAGGGAAGUGCGUUCGGCAUUUCAAAGGGGAAAUAUUGUUUUUUGGUUAUUGGGAUAGAUGAAUAUGCCUAUGGUAUGUUGUCAAACUGCGAUGCACGAGGCAGCAUCCUUUGCGCACCGAAAUUGUGACGUCAUUCAAAAUGGCGCUGAAAAGAUGAACGGCCGGCCGAUCGAACGAAAAAACACGAGUCAGCUUUCGCUUGCGUGCACAGGACACCUACGCGAUCACAGGUAGCCCAGGAGAUUAGGAAGCGUUCUUCCUUCGUCGAACGCAAUAAUUAAAAUAGUACGCGCGCUCUGAUUGGCCAUAAGACCAUUUUACAUGAGCGUAUGUAAACACGGUUUUCGCUCCUCUUUUAUUAGUUAUUUUAUAAAAGAAUGUAAAAUGGUUUCCGUGUUUACAUAGCCUGAUGUUGAUAAGCUGGAAACCACUCCGCUUCGCGUCGUGGUUUCCUAUGCUUAUCUCGUGUUCUCCCAACCUCCCACGUGUUUACAUCAGGCUAUGUAAACCAUUUUACAUUUCUUCAUUAUAUUCUUUUGAAACUUGAUUUGAAUUAGAACAGCAGUCAAUUUCAUAGUAGUCAGUCAGUCAAUCAUGAUGGGUAUUAUGAUGUAUAAGAAGCUUCAAUCGCAUUUUAAUGUAGAAUUUGAUCACCAGCUUAAGAAAAUUAAAAUCAACCCAGUGAAAUACGUGACUGGAAUCCGUUAGAGAAAGUAGCCUUAGUUAGUCAGUGUGUUGUAAUGACGUGGUAACUUAAAUAACCCCACCUCUUAGAGGUUGGUGUUAGUGUUUAAGAGUCAAAGAGCGCUCUUCGAUUAAGUGUCGUCAAUCCAAAAAUAACAAAAAAACAAACAAACAAACAAAUAAGAAUAACGAGAAGCCAAUGUGAACUUAAAGUAAAAACAAGCAAAGAACCUGUAAAGAAGGUAAACGUUAGUGACGAAGAUUCCGCUGGUUUAAUUUAUGAAUCAAUCGCAGAUUGAGACGAAGUAAAAUCAUGCAGUCCUUGGCUACUUGUGACACGCUAUUUAAAAGUGCUCUAUAAAAGUACGAACAUAUGAUUCAUUUAGCUUGUAGAUAUAAAUGUUGCCUUAAAAAGGAGGAUGACAACAAUAAAUAGAGUGAAGAAAAACCUGGUUAACACUAUUCCUGCGUUUGGCUUUAAAGUAUGCUCCUUGGGAAUUGGUUUUAUAUGAUCGCCUUGGGCCUUUGAGGGCUUUUGUUGAUAUGCACGUAUUUAAAAAAUUCAUAUUUAUGAUCCAAUUUUGCAAAUAAAUAGACAUGAGGACUCUCUCUCCAGACGAACUUUCUACAAGAGAAUAUAAACAGUUUAUAUUCUCUUGUUUUCCACAUGGCUAUUUUCUCCUGAAAGCGUCUGAUUGCACUAAUUUGUCAGCUCUUUUCCUGUUCAUUAUGAUUAAAAAUGUCGCAAUAGCGUUCCUACCUGACCAGCAUGCAUCAGGGUAAGAGAACAGGGAAACGACGAGCUCUAUUUAUUCUCGGUGAGCACUAUGGGAUAUAUUUAGUCAUCUAUAUAUUUCUUCUCCGCAUUUUUGUCUGCAAUAUCUCCCCACGCGAGAGGUGAUAAGACUGCUUUUAAUUCACGGUCACACUGUUCACAGUUCACAGAAGGAGGCUUGAGUUUAGACAUUGUAUCACCAACGAUGCUUGUGGCUGUAGCAACCGGUAAGUCAAUGUUUUGACAUACCAAACGAAUGGCACUAUUUUGAAAUAACGAACUACAACAGGCGUACUCAAGGGGUUUUGCAAGGUACAAUUUUUGUUGAUCAUGCGAUUAUGGAUUACGAACGAUUUUCUGUGGAUACUUUUGUGUACAAAACACGGUUCAGGUUAGUUAAAACAAGGUUAAAAAGCUUGAUUGUGUCGCUAGCGUUUCAUCUGACAUUUUCAUGAAGUGCGAGCAAUCUAAAUCACCUGCAUAGUGAAAGUAUUGAUAAUGUCUGCGACGGCAGAUUACAACAAACAGACGAAAACAUCAUAUCUAUGUUUUUGUUUCAACUUUGUCUAUCGGGCGUUAACUCGAUUAUUUCAGUGCAUGAAGUCUAAAUUUUGUUUUGUUCGCAUGAAAGUUGCGUGACCGAGCAGAAGGCUAUUAAACAACAAGGGCUUAUCAGUAUUUUGAAGGCAAACUGUUUGUUUGCUCAGUUCAAAGGCAGGUCACUUAUCCAUAUUAUUAUCUUGCUCUCAGUCCUCUUAAUAAGAAGUGUUGAGGUAGGCAAAAAGGUUUCUAACAAUAUGUUUUUUCGAUUUUAAACCUACGAUUGGAGUUUCAGCAGUGUUUAAUUUGCAUACGAGAGAACUGUCGACCAGAUGAUGCGUGACGGAAGCUGAGCAGCUAUGUUUGCCGUGACAUUUAUCAUUUGUACGCAUUUCUCUUUCAGUUCUUCUCUUGGUAACCGAAACACACUCAACAAGUAAGAAGUUAUUUCUUUAAAUCGUGUUCAUUGCGAGUUGAUAUAAAUAGCGAAGAAUCAUUUGUGAGCCGCUUAAUCGAUUAUUGUCAUGGACAAAAGCAGUAUAGCUCUUGACUAAAUUAUUUCCAAACAUAGCACGAUAAUCAACAUUUGAUCCAAAUUUCAGAGAGGAUGGGGGUUUUCUUGUGGUAGUAAGAUGAUUUUUGUUUUGCUACGUUCGAGCAAGCUACAGAUUUCCAGCAGCGGUAAUUGAAGUAAUUGUACGUUUUAUAUGAUUGUUGGGUGGACUAUCUUGGAUUUGGUUUAGCCGUUUAUAUUCCUUUUUUUUUUUUCGUUCUCGCUAGUCUGCCAAGGGGGAAAAAAUAUUCUUACAGGAGCCAACGGUCAGCUAAGCAGCCCAGAUCCGGGUAAAUCUGGAAUUUGUUCUUGGGAAGUUAAGGUCCCCGAAGAUUCACGGAUAGUUUUUUACUUCAACUCCUACGUGAUUGGGCAUUGCGGUAACAGUUACUCGAAUGAAAACAGGUGCGCUGGCUGCACUCGCAUAGAACUGAGGAACAGCUCUAAUAAACCACCAUGGUACACAUUCUGUGAUUUCAAAGCAAGCAUACCCGAACCUUUGUCCACCGACACAAGCACCCUUCUCGUGAAUUUCCAGUUGGAAGCAGAUGACAAAGAGAGCUGGUUCACUGCUGAAUACGAAUCUUGGCCAUCUCAUGAUAGUAAUAAUUUCAAAUGCUUUUUUUAUUCAUUAUUAUUAUUAACUGAAUUAUUUUGAAGUGGUCUUGGUCCAACUAUAAUUUUUUUAUUUCAGUGAAAGUUUUGGUGUAUUGAACAAUACAUGCACGUUGUUGCAUUUAGUUUUUGUUCUGUUUUGAUUUUCAAAGGUGGGUGGGUGGGAGUCCCUCUUGUGUCACAGAGGAGGCUCCGCAGUCAUGUUUAAUACCUUCAAAGGUUUCGAAAAUCAGUUUAUCAAAUGGCACAUUACCUUUUUUAAGCAAAAUCGAGUUAUAUGUUUAAGGGUAAUUAAGACAAACUCAACCAUACUGAGGACAUUCGCUAUUUAAAGAACAAUUACUCUGGGUAAUUAAGUUAAUUAAUUAACUUGGGUAUUAAGGUCCUUCUAAAACUGGAAAAGUGGCAAAAUGUUACAUCAAAACUGAAAAACGAAUUUACCUCAGGACUUCUUUGCCGUAUAACAAACUGAUUUAUUUCGGUCAUAUAUGAUGAGAUUCCUUAAGGGAUAACAAAGAAAUCACUAACUUUGCCUCUUUUCCAGCAUGUGGCUCCGUAUCUUUGUUAGUGUAUAGCCCCCAAUAGCGAGGAUCUGGGACGCACAGGUUCGCACCCCGUCGAAGCUGGAAUUUUCUGUACGCUUUCUUGUCUUCCAAUUUUUCUAUUACACCUCACCAGUUAAGAUCAUUUCGGUAUUUAAAACAUCCACAGAUAAAGAGAGAUGAAAUAGUUCAUUUACUUGUCAGAGAAGAAUUGACUAACAAAAGUAGUCCUCCAAAAUCAUUCCGUUCUAGCGAAACAACUUUUGAUGUACCAUAAACAUGAAAGACAGCUAAGUAAAGAAAAAGAAGAGCAUUAAGUUGUGAAAAUAAAAUCUCAAAAAUACAUUUAGGCUUCGUUCAAGCUCGUAUGAUAUUUAGGGUUUAUUUUCACAACUACUUUUACAGGAAUCAUUGCACGUAACCGCAUUGAUAUGACUUCUUUGGUAAAUCUUUGUUCGUGAGUCUAACUAAAUAAUUUCCAUACAUUACCGUACAAUUUUUUUUUCGAGCUUUGUUUUCACAACUUCGUAAGUUGUGUUUAAAAAUGAGAUUAUUCUUCCUCGCACUAUUUUACUUCUGUUCGAUCAGGUUGAUAUGAUGUUUUUUAAUCAAAGAAACCAAGCUUUAUGAUGCACUUGUUUUUCUUUACGAAAGAAUUCCCGCUGGCCAUUCAAGGAGAGGGAGCACAAACGAAAAACCCGGCAACAAGGGUCCAGGUUUAAAAUUCACGACUUCGUUUCAAGUGUCACUAUUUGAUCGACACAUAUGAGAUUUAAAUGGCUGAGUUCGCGGCGAAUCUCGGGAAUUUCAAACGAACUUCCAUAACCGUUAGUAAAAAUGGUUUUUAGUGUGAAAAAUAACUAAAGAUAGUCUUUUUUGUAAGGAGAAUGUUCAAACAAAACCAUUUUUCAAAGGUUACUUAAUCUCAGUCAAUGACGAAGACCAUGAGUGGUUAAGUCUCACUACUCCCGUCAAAUAAAAUUGUCUCAGUAAGGUGCGGUAGUUGUACAAAAACAGAAAUGAAAAGAGAAAUUUUUGAAAUUUUUUUGCACGGUAUGUAGAGAUCAUUCUGGUAAAGACUUUGCUUAUCGCCUCAUGCCAAGACUACAACUUGGCAUUCACCAUCCUUAAGUGUACAUGUGAAUGUUUAUUUAUUAAGUCCUUUUUGAUAUCCUUUUUCCUUCUUUUUGUAGGGGUCGACCUGGUAACAACAUCAACCGCACAUAUUUCAAGUCCACUAUUUCCUGGCAGAUAUCCGAGGAAUUCGCAUUUUCGGUGGUUAGUGGUUUCUCCCUCAGGAUAUCGCGUGAAAAUUGAAUUCUCUAAGUUCGACUUGCGCUAUUGUGCUAGAUGUCUGGAAUGUGAUUUCCUAAGAGUGCGUGAUGGUGCUACGCCUGAAAGCCAAGUGUUAGGGACAUACUGCUCAAAUCCUGGCACCCUAUACACUUCAGGAAAUAACGUUUGGAUAGAGUUUGUAGCAUCAAAGGACCUCAACCAAGUAUAUGACGGCACUGGGUUCAAAGCAACACUUUCAAGGGGUAGGCGUUUCACGAUAUUGAAUAAUUGUUUAGAAAUGACGGGAAAUACUCUGAAAAAUAUCAAACAAACUUUUGGUGCUGUUUCCGCUUUAAAGAGGUCAAUAAACCUUCGUUAUUCGAUCCUUAAAUUCACUACUACAACAAUGAAAUUUCCCGUACUAUAGACGAUGUAAUGAUUUUGUUUAUCUAUAGUUACCCCAAAGGUGUACAAACGAUGUCAGGGACCCAGUGAUAAUCGAUAUCGUAUUACCGAAAUUCCUUUUUCUGUUAUCAUUACUGUCCGAAAUUUUUCAAAAAAAUGUUAUGUCAAAAAAGAAUAUUGAUCUGUUCUUUGUUUAUGACACUCUAAUAUUGUCAAAUUGCUUACUUGCUUCACGAUUACUGUUGAGCGAAACCAAAGGUCAGUGGAAACCGAUCGUUUACUGAAUGCAGAUGUUUUCGAGUUUACUAACUCGACCAUCAACCUCGCAGUUUGUUUAGGAAUCGCCUUUCCAGUUAAAUCCAGUCAUCGAUUCAGAUUUAAAUGAUAAAACACACAAUUACCAAGAGACCACGAGCCUCAUCCUCUCUUGAAAAAAAUCAUUUCGUUGGGAGAAAUUUUUGCCGAAGAAAGCCAUCUGUGGGACUCACAUAUGUAGAACCAUGACGUUGAAAUUGAAUAAUUAUUUUUAAAUAACUGUCUCACGUGUGUGUAAGUCAAGUGUGCUUUUAUUUUGCCAAUGGCAACGAAACUUAAUUCCAAAUCGAGAGGUUGGUCUCACAGUCACAUUACAUUUGAAAGCAUUGCAGAAAAACAAGCCUUAUAGUAAAAAAAAUUGGGCUGCGAUGGGAUGCGAAUUUCUACCUUUCAGGUACUUAAGCUACGUUAUAUUAGACAUAGUAGCUGAUGAAAGUUGACGGAAGUGUACAUUAGUGCCCGUUCUAAAACGCAAUAUAGUUGUGACUAUCAUCAAUGAUCAUGACCGUUGAAACAGGGCUUAAACUUAUCGAAGCCCGAAAUUUUUGUGAUCUUAUUCAAUUUUGUUUUUUGUUUUGCAGCGUAAUAUUUGAAGGAAGGGAUGAGGGAGGUGGGGGGAGCUGAAGCCGCCUCAACCCCUCCCCUUCACGCGCGUUCCAUUUGUUGAAGUCUACAUCGCACAUACGUCAUUCAAAUCCGAGAUGAUCUUUAUUAAAAAUCACAACUUUUAUGGGACAAUCCAGUUGACUGUUUGCACGUGCCGAGAAAAUUUGGUAAACUUUACUGAAGUAGGCUCUAAAAUUUGAAUGCCCCGGGAGCAAAAUCAAGAACCGAUCUAAAUACAAUAAGCUCAGAAUUCUCACACUUUAGAGCGGGAGCAUACUAUUUUAUUUAUUUAUUUAUUCAAGUAUUAUCUCUGUUUCCAAAUAAUGAGACUUGACUCUAAUUCCCUUUUUUUCCAUAGAAAUCAGGCUCUAUGUGAUUGUGGUACCGUGCAUUCUUGGAAUCUUUUUGAUAAGCCUCGUGGUCGCUAUCUUUGUUGUUAUGUGUCGCCGUCGCCGUCUCUCCCCAUCGGGAAAUGGAGCCCCUGUUGUACAGAUGUCCUUACUGAACGAAGACGACAAUUUUAGUAAUGCUCAUUUGUCCGAUGCUGGACCACACAUUGAAGCCAGCUUACCAGUGUAUCGUCCAACAACACAGAAAAUAAGGAGAUGACGAACCGCCUUACAUCAGCCAGAGAAGGAACGCUUUACACUGUUGUGUAAUAUGUUUAGUUGUGGUCAUUAUAUAGUCGUUGUACAAUUUUGUUUGUCAUAAGAUUCCCUUAACAUUUAUUUACAAAUAUGGUAAUGAAGUCAGGCUAUGAAGCGGUGAAAAGAAUUGGAAAACGGAAACGUCACCAUCAUAUGAUUUCCUGAAUCAGUUUUACUUCUCUUCUUGUCAUCAUGACCAAGUUAUGUGCAAUUGGAACCUGUAGAGAGGGAGAUUUUUCUCCAAGCCUUGAUUGAAAAUUCCAACAUUAAUAGCUUUAUUAAGGCCAAGUUUUCUUCAAGGUUCGGACAAGUAUUAGUUUACGUUACUACAACUAUUUACAAUAGCUCAUUACGAUUCUUUAUUGUAAUCAACAUAACAUUUUAAAUUAGAAAAGGUGUGAUUUUCUAUCCAAGUUGUGUGUGUUUAAAACACAGUAAGAAGUCAGAAAUGUGAGUAGAUGUAGAUUAGCUGUGCGUCGAAAAUAGGAACAUCAGACAGAUAGUCAUAAUCAUUAGUCAGGCGGAGAGUUACCAUAGUUGAAUCAACUAUCAACUAUAAUCUUUUUUAUAUCCCUAACUGCCGGAUUCUGAUAUGCAAUUAUCCUUAAAAAUUAUAUUGCAUGAAAAAACGCUGGUAAUGACAACAAUUGUAAUUGUGCUAAGGAUUAUUUAUUAAUUUCUUAUUCAGAGUGUUCGCUCAUUGAGGCGCGUGGUCCUGAAUCGGCCAAACCAUCUGAUGGUCAGAGCUCGAAUAAUUCGCCGAUGCGUGGUGAAAA
This is a messenger RNA of Pocillopora meandrina, 28426 nucleotides long. Lineage: Eukaryota; Metazoa; Cnidaria; Anthozoa; Scleractinia; Pocilloporidae. The record is from the annotation of a GenBank genome assembly.